Molecule: messenger RNA, 1362 nt
Organism: Rhinolophus ferrumequinum (greater horseshoe bat)
Lineage: Eukaryota; Metazoa; Chordata; Mammalia; Chiroptera; Rhinolophidae
Product: carcinoembryonic antigen-related cell adhesion molecule 6-like
Exons: 8
Coding region: 40-1317 (425 amino acids)
Biological process (GO): regulation of immune system process; signal transduction
Cellular component (GO): plasma membrane; cell surface
Molecular function (GO): protein tyrosine kinase binding
Source: RefSeq, a predicted model, not a curated record
CUUCUCGCAGACAUUGGGAUCGAGCAGGCAGCAGACACCAUGGAGCCCCCCUCAGCCCCUGCCCGCAGAGGGCGCGUCCCCUGGCAGGGUCUCCUCUUGGCCGUCUCACUCUUAACCUUCUGGAGCCCGCUCACCACUGCCCAACUCGCUCUUGAAUUCAUGCCGUCCAAUGCUGCUGAAUGGGAGGAUGUGCUUUUCCUUGCUCACAAUCUGCCUGAGGAUCUUGCAGGCUAUGCCUGGUUCAAAGGGGGAAGAGUGGACAGCAAACGUCAAAUUGCAUCCUAUAAGAUAGACACUGGAGUAAAUAACCCUGGGCCAGCAUACAGCGGACGAGAGACAAUAUACCCCAAUGGAUCCCUGCUGUUCCAGAAGGUCACCCUGGAGGACACAGGAUACUACACUCUACAAGCCAUAAAGACAAAUUUUCACAACGAAGAAGUAACUGGACAGCUCCGUGUAUACCCGGAGUUACCCGAACCCAACGUUACAAGCAACACCUCGGACCCCGUGGAGCACAAGGGCCCUGUAGUGUUCACGUGUGAACCUGAGAUUCAGGACGCCACCUACCUGUGGUUGAUCAACAGUCAGAGCGUCCAGAACAGUACCAGGCUGGAGCUGUCCAAGGACAAUAGGACCCUCACAUUACUCAAUGUCACAAGGAAUGACACAGGACCCUAUGAGUGUGACAUCCGGAACCCAGUGAGUGCCAGCCUCAGUGACCCAUUCUACCUGAAUGUUCUCUAUGGCCCGGAGGCCCCCACCAUUUCCCCCUCAGACACCCAUUACCGUUCCGGGGCAAACCUCAAUCUCUCCUGCCACGCAGCCUCUAACCCGCCCGCACAGUAUUCUUGGCUUAUCAAUGGGAGGCCCAAGCAAUCCACACAGGAGGUCACUAUCCCCAACAUCACUCCGAAUGAUAGUGGAUCCUAUACCUGCGUUGUCCAUAACUCUGUCACUCGCCUCAAUGGGACCGCAGUCAGAACUAUCACAGUUUCUGAUGAAUCCUCUAUUCCUGGAAAAGGACGUUCUGGCCUCUCGGAUGGGGCUAUUGCUGGCAUCGUGAUUGGAGUCCUGGCCGGGAUAGCUCUGAUAGCAGCCCUCGUGUACUUUCUGUGUAUGAUAAAGAGUGGAGGGGUAAGCGACCAGCGCGAUCUCACAGACCACAAACCCUCAGCCUCCAGUCACAGUCCGGGUCAUUCUGACAUCUCACCUAACAAGAUCGAUGAAGUUGCGUAUUCGUCCCUGAACUUCAGUGCCCAGGAAUCAAACAAACCAACUUCAGCUUCCCCAUCUUCAACAGCCACAGAAACGGUUUAAUCAGAACUAAAAAAGUAAUGCAACCUGCCCUGCUCGCUGCACUGC